Molecule: messenger RNA, 1564 nt
Organism: Tachyglossus aculeatus (Australian echidna)
Lineage: Eukaryota; Metazoa; Chordata; Mammalia; Monotremata; Tachyglossidae
Gene: ACAT1
Product: acetyl-CoA acetyltransferase 1
Exons: 12
Coding region: 54-1337 (427 amino acids)
Biological process (GO): fatty acid beta-oxidation
Molecular function (GO): acetyl-CoA C-acetyltransferase activity
Source: RefSeq, a predicted model, not a curated record
CGUCGUCGUCGUCGUCGUCGUCGUCGUGUGGGCUGACAGGACUGGGGCGAGCCAUGGCGGCCGUGCGCUGUGGAGGAGGAGGAGGAGGAGGAGUCGUCCUGUCGCUGUCCCGGCGCCUGCUGCGGGUCUUGACAUAUGCACACCGGCAUUAUACAUCGCAAAGCACCUUGAAUGAAGUGGUCAUAGUAAGCGCCUCAAGGACACCGAUCGGCUCUUUUCUAGGAUGCCUAUCCUCACUUCCAGCUACUAAACUUGGCUCCAUUGCGAUUCAAGGAGCAAUUGAAAAAGCAGGGAUACCAAAAGAAGAAGUGAAAGAAGCUUAUAUGGGAAAUGUCAUCCAAGGAGGACAAGGACAAGCCCCAACCAGGCAAGCGGUGCUGGGUGCAGGUUUACCAAUUGGUACCCCUUGCACUACUGUCAACAAAGUUUGUGCUUCAGGAAUGAAAUCUAUUAUGAUGGCAUCUCAGAAUCUUAUGUGUGGACACCAGGAUGUGAUGAUUGCGGGUGGCAUGGAGAGCAUGUCUAAUGUUCCGUAUGUCAUGAGCAGAGGAUCCACACCUUACGGAGGAGUAAAACUUGAAGAUUUGAUUGUGAAAGAUGGAUUAACUGAUGUCUACAACAAAAUUCACAUGGGUAACUGUGCGGAAAACACCGCUAAGAAGCUUAAUAUUUCCCGAGAAGAACAGGAUGCUUAUGCCAUAAGCUCUUACACAAGGAGCAAAGCAGCAUGGGAAGCAGGAACCUUUAAAGAUGAAAUUGUUCCUGUCACUAUAACCCAAAAAGGAAAACCAGAUGUGGUUGUGAAAGAGGAUGAAGAAUAUAAACGUGUUGAUUUUACCAAGGUUCCAACACUGAAAACUGUUUUCCAAAAAGAAAAUGGAACCGUAACUGCCGCCAAUGCAAGCACCCUGAAUGAUGGAGCAGCUGCUGUGGUUCUUAUGACUGCAGAAGCAGCCAGGAGGCUUAAUGUCAAGCCCCUGGCAAGAAUAGCAGCAUUUGCAGAUGCUGCCGUGGCACCGAUUGACUUUCCGAUUGCGCCAGCUUAUGCUGUCCCAAAGAUUCUUAAAGAUGCAGGUUUGAAAAAGGAAGACAUUACCAUGUGGGAAGUAAAUGAAGCCUUCAGUUUAGUUGCUCUAGCAAAUAUUAAGAUGCUGGAAAUUGAUCCCCAGAAAGUGAACAUCAACGGAGGAGCUGUGUCAUUGGGACACCCAAUUGGAAUGUCGGGAGCAAGACUGGUGGUUCACAUGGCCCACGCGUUGAAGAAAGGACAAUACGGUCUCGCGGGAAUUUGCAAUGGUGGAGGAGGCGCUUCGGCAAUACUGAUUCAGAAGCUGUAGGUUGGGUGGCGAUUCAAGCCUUCAAUUUAUACGAUCAGAACGGUCUGACGUGCUCUGCUUAAGGGUCUGAUAAGGACACAAGCUAGGUUAUUUUAUCCUUUAAAUCCAGUUAAGCAGCCUUCAUUUGGCAUUUAAUAAUACUCAGUGGUUUUUUUUUUAACAGAAAACAAAUCAUUAAGGCUUUCUGCUGAUUGUGUAGGGUGUGAAUAAACUCGUAAUUUGACUUA